Ixodes scapularis (black-legged tick) is the source of this 753-nucleotide messenger RNA. Its product is annotated as respirasome Complex Assembly Factor 1. Gene Ontology annotation, biological process: mitochondrial respirasome assembly. The transcript is spliced from 4 exons. NCBI's taxonomy places the organism in Eukaryota, Metazoa, Arthropoda, Arachnida, Ixodida, Ixodidae. Bases 181 to 558 code for a protein of 125 amino acids. The record is from RefSeq and is a predicted model, not a curated record.
AACGCCCGAAAGAGGGAAGGCCAGUUCAAGAUGGCGUGUGAAGAGCUAGCGUGUUAGGCGAUUUCGUUUGCUGUGUUAGGGGAGUUAGGUGUGCUUUUGUGCCGUUCAACAACUGGACUGGUGGUUUUCUGUACUCAGUUUUUUUCCCCAGCAAUUUGUAGAGUGUAUAGUCAGCACAAGAUGAACCAGAAACGGAAACAAGAGAAAAAUGGCCAUGCCAAAGGAUCGUUAUCCUCGGUGUGGACGAGAGCGUUUACGCCAAGCUCUGAAUGGCCGGACAAGGACGAGUUUUUGGACGUUUUGUACUGGUCAAGACAAAUACUUGGCAUCCUACUUGGCCUGGUGUGGGGUCUUGUUCCUCUCAAGGGCUUCAUCGGUAUUGCAUUGUUCUUCUGCAUAAACACGGUGCUUGUGUACGGGUACACCAGCUCCUUUCAAAAGGUGGAUGAUGAAGAGUAUGGCGGUGUCUGGGAGCUCGUUAAAGAAGGCUUCAUGACCUCCUUUGCUGGUUUCCUGGUAACGUGGAUCAUGAUCUAUUCUGCAACACAGUACGACUGACGUGUGAUGGUGGAAAGACAGGUGGUUCGUGUAAAGGCACAGGAUUUUCUAUCCAUCUGCAGUCUAGCAAGGAUGUGAAGAGUGCAUGCGGGGAAACAUGGAAACAAAUUUCCUUUCUUGACUGCAUCUCAUGUCAUAUACACAUGUUGCUAAUAAAUCUACAAACUCUUCAAGUAAAUAUUUCAUCAAACGAAA